AUGGAUAAAUCUUGGAUGCACAAGAGUAGAUUGUCUAAAGAUUAUGAGUUGGGUGUGGAAAACUUCAUCAAAUUUGGAUUUUCUAAUACAACUAGCUCCUAUAUUCGUUGUCCUUGUUUGAAAUGUGUGAAUUGUGAAAAACAUAGUAGAAAGGGUGUUAGAGAUCACUUGUAUGUUAAUGGUGAGAUCACUUAUCAUGAUGUUGGAAGUGUAAAAGAAAUGAUUGAAGUUGCUCAUGAGGAGUAUUCAAAAGACCCAACUGAAUUUGAGAAGUUGCUUAUUGAUGCUGAAAAACCAUUGUACGAAGGAUGCAAAAAGUACACAAAGUUGUCUACUCUAGUCAAAUUGUAUAAUUUAAAAGUUAGGUAUGGAUGGAGUGAUACUAGUUUUUCAGAAUUACUUGAAACUUUGAAGGAAAUUCUGCCUACUACCAAUGAGCUCCCGAAUUCAUUGUAUGAAGCAAAGAAAACAUUAGGUGCAUUAGGAAUGGAAUACGAAAAGAUUCAUGCAUGCCCGAAUAAUUGUUGUCUCUAUAGAAAAGAAUUUGCUAAUGCAAUUGAAUGUCCUGAAUGUGGUCAAUCAAGGUGGAAAAACGUCAAGGAUACAAAUGAAAGGAGAAAGCAAAUUCCCUCUAAAGUGAUAUGGUACUUUCCAAUCAUUCCACGAUUUAAAAGGCUAUUCAGAAGCAUUGAAUGUGCUGAAAACUUGACUUGGCAUUCUACUGAAAGAAUUAAUGAUGGUAAGUUACGACAUCCAGCAGACUCUCCAGCAUGGAAGUUAGUAGACAUGAAAUGGCCAGACUUCGGUUCUGAACCCAGAAAUCUUCGUUUAGCAUUGUCAGCAGAUGGAGUAAAUCCUCAUGGACCAAAACAACCGGGGGAUGACAUAGGCAUAUACUUAGCACCACUAAUUGAAGAUUUAAAACUUUUAUGGGAAAGUGGUGUUGAAUGUUAUGAUGCUUAUCGAGAAGAACCAUUCAACUUAAGGUCAGUUUUGUUGUGGACAAUCAAUGAUUUUCCUGCAUAUGGUAACCUUAGUGGAUGUUGUGUGAAAGGGUAUAAAGCAUGCCCAAUUUGUGGAGAUAAUACAAAUUCUAUAAGGUUAAAGUAUGGGAAGAAAAUGGCAUACCUUGGACAUCGUAGAUUUUUGGCACGAAAUCAUCCGUAUCGACGACAAAAGAAGUCAUUCAAUGGUAAAAAAGAACUUGAUACAAUUCCAGAGCCACUUUCUGGGGAGGAUGUGUAUUUAAAAUUGAAAGAUCUUGAAUUUUCUAGAGGGAAGAAGAACCAUAAGAAACGGUUGAUGAACAGAAGUGACAAAAUUUGUUGGAAUAGAUUAUCUUCUUUUUUUGAGUUGCCAUACUGGAAGGAUCUUCAUGUUAGACAUUGUUUAGAUGUGAUGCACAUUGAAAAAAAUGUUUGCAUGAAUAUCUUAGGUACACUUCUUGAUAUUCCUGGGAAAAGUAAGGAUGGAUUGAAUGCUAGACGCGAUUUAGUUGAUCUAAAACUUCGACCAGAGCUUGCCCCUAUCAGCAGUGAAAAGAAAAUAUUCAUUCCGCCCGCGUGUUAUACUCUUACAAAGGAUGAAAAACGAUGUGUUUUGAAGACUUUGUCUGAAAUAAAGGUUCCUGAAGGUUACUCUUCCAAUAUUAGAAACCUUGUGUCAAUGACAGAUUUAAAACUUAAUAGUUUAAAAUCUCAUGAUUGUCAUGUGCUCAUACAACAGUUGUUUCCCAUUGCGAUAAGAUCAGUGCUACCGAAACAUGUUCGUUAUGCUAUAACUAGGUUGUGCGUUUUUUCAAUUCUGUAUGCAACAAGAUAUCGUCCAGAAGGUUGUAUUGCUGAAAGUUAUUUAAUAGAAGAAGCUGUUGAAUUUUGUACUGAUUUCUUAUCUGGAGUAGAUCCCAUUGGACUUGGGACUCGCAAGUCACAAGACCAUUUAGAUACUUCAAACAUUGGUAGACCAUUGUCCAUGGGAGUUCCUUUCAAACCUCAACAAGAACUUCUACAUCAAGCUCAUCAAUAUGUUUUGGAAAAUACAGUCGAUGUCCAACCAUAUACAGAGUAUCAACUGAGCUUGAAGUUGGAAAUGCUGGAGUUUCAGAUAACUUACGAUGGAUUGCUCAUGGCCCUCAUCCUUUUGUUAUUAGAUAUAGUGGUUAUGCAAUCAAUGGAUGUCGCUAUCACACACAAUCUUGUGAUAAAGAACGAAGUGUACAAAACAGUGGAGUUAGCUUAG
This is a messenger RNA of Cucumis sativus (cucumber), 2238 nucleotides long. RefSeq lists its product as uncharacterized. The transcript is spliced from 5 exons. NCBI's taxonomy places the organism in Eukaryota, Viridiplantae, Streptophyta, Magnoliopsida, Cucurbitales, Cucurbitaceae. The record is from RefSeq and is a predicted model, not a curated record. Bases 1 to 2238 code for a protein of 745 amino acids.